GUGUGUGUGUCCUGCAUUAAAUAGUAAUCAGACAGCAGAUGGCUGUUUUGUAACGAUUAGUGUUUAAUCAUUUGCAGCGAGUGGAAAAUCAGCAAGAGAUAGUUGGAAAAAGUGCAUAAACUGCAAGUUUAAAACCUAAGCUGCAGCGUUUAGCGCCACGGCCUGCAGCUCAGCCGUGGUACAUGCAACAAAAGGCAGCUGAUUAGGAGCAAAGAGAAAACAGAAUACACGAUUCAACAUCGCGAUUUUGGUUUGGAAGCUCAUUUUGGUGCAAUAACAUCUGCUGCGUUGUGUAGUUGUAUCCUGAGGCUGGUUCCAGUACGGCUACGUAGAAGAAAGCAACGAGUUAAAGAUAUAUUCCUGUGCAGAUUAAUACUACACACACGUCUGGGGGAACAUCUGCCGGCAGCUGUUCUCUUAAAAAUACACCAGAAGAGUGUUUACUGUACAGUGCCACUAAGAACAAAGACAAGGCUGUAAAGAAAUAUCGUCAUCUUUACCAUCAUAUUCAUACAGUAUCUGUCAUAUACAGUAUAUGAAUGUCAUUAUAUCAUAUAAUGACAUUAAAAGUUAUAUUCACCAUGGUUACCAUCAUGAAGUGACUGACAGCUGUGAGCCUUUGAUGCUGUAAGUGUGGGUGUUGUGUUCUGUGUCUCAUUAAUUUGAUUAACGUAUUUUAAUUGAAGUUUUAGCAUCAAGAUGAUGUCGAAGAUGAUGAUGAUGAUGAUGAUGAUGAUGAUGAUGAUGAUGAUGAUGAUGCUGUAGUACAUGUGUGCCUGACCUUCAGUAUUUGCGUGCAGGGAUUAUUCUGAAAGGGUAAAUGCAUAUUCCUUCCAUCCAGCAGGACAGUGGCCAGCGAGCCGCCAUUUAAUCUUCGAGGCAGCAGGACUCGUACAGUAGCUGGAGCUGGAGCUUAACAGCUCAGUGAAUUAGCGAAGCAGCGAUACAGCUGUGGGAGCUUAAUGAAGGCAUCACACAUGCAUGAGAGCCACCGGCGUGCCUCGCUGUCCUGACUUACGGCGCAAUGAUAAUAGCCGUCAUCUUGUGGUCACGCUGACACGCGCGGCUUCUCUUUCCUUGGAAGCGCGCGUGAGUGAGACAUGACACAGUUCAGCAGGAACAGUGUGUCACAUCUCGUCUCUUCACAUCCUGUCGAGGCGCUGCUCGGCCCCGGACCCGCGCUACAUCAGAGCAGGUCACUGUUUGCGGACCAUGGUUAUGUUUUUUUUCUGCUUGGCAGAUCUCAAACAUUAUUGACAAUCUUGACUCGGGUCAUUUCUGCUCGUACAAAGUGAAUCCAUCAUAUCAUCAUCAUAUUCCACGAUCUUCCCCACUCGUGCCAGUGCAGAGCCCCAAUGGCUGACACCACCCCCUUCCCCCCAUUUGUCCACUGACAUUUACAGCAGCACUUACAUAUGCUGUAUGGCAAACAAGACAUUACCUUAGAUUGAAGACGUGACCUCUGACCUCCCCAUAGCUGGACAUCGAACCAGCAUUGCCAAGCUCAGAUUUAUUUUGAAACCAGUCUUCUCUGGAAAACGGACUAAAAUCUAAAUCUUCCCUCCUGUAAAAACCUUAUUCUGGUUAUUCUUGUUAUUCUGGUUCACUCAAGGUAUUAAACAAAUGGCCAGACAUUGUUUUUUUAGUCUACACAAAAUUACACACUACUGUAACACACACAAGAAAAUCAAGAGGGUCUCUUCAAAAGGAAAUAUGUUUGUGUAUUCCUACUGCCUCACAUUAAGAGUUUCAAUCUAAGCUCGUGUCAUCAUGAUCUAGUAGGGGGUAGAAUAAAGAUUAAGGCAGGCGCUUUGAGGUCUGCUGCUAAUGAAGACUACAAGUGAACCUGCACCCCUGGAAGAUGUUUCACAGCAGUGCGGCCUUUGAUGUCUUCCCAUAUCAGUUUUUACUACGCUCACUGAACGCCACACACACACACACACACACACACACACACACACACACACACACACACACACACACACACACACACACACACACACACGCCAGGAUUAUGUUUCACUGCAUUCAGUGAGGGGUUAUGUGAUACACUUUACUGUAAACACCGUCAGCGUUUCGGCUCCUUUUGAUUUGUGGCAGCUCAGGUUUACUGUGCGCAGCAGAGCCGAGUUUCCAGCUUUACUUCGCCUGUGGAUUUAAAGUUGAGGAAGCAAUGAGCUGUGAGCGUUCAUUAUGGAUGUGAACUGGGAAUUCAGGUGAUGAGUGACAUCAUAUCAUGUCUGAAGUACAGGGAACUCUGGAGUUUUCUGUCGAGCUGAACAAGUUUCACAAUGUGGAUCUCUUUCAAAGAGGGUUCUACCAGGUACGAGCAGGGUUGAAGGUCUCACCACGAGUGCCCCACAGGUUGAUAGCAACAACGCAAGACAAUGCAGGAGAAAGCAGCUUCAGCUCGGCCGCGGUCUACGGCGGCGCCGUGUUCAGCCGGAUAUUUCAGAUUCUGUACAGAAACGAGGAGAUUGUGGUGAAUGACUGCAUGGUCUUCAAAGUCCACCUGCUACUGGAUGGAGAGAGGGUGGAGGAAGCCAUGAGUGAGGUGGACUUUCAGCUGAAGCUAGACCUUCAUUUCACUGACAACGAGCAACAGUUGGCAGAGAUAGCGACCGUCCCGCUGAUCAGCAGUCGCACCCUCAACCUCCACUUCCACCCGAGAAGAGGCCUCCACCACCAUGUCCCGGUCAUGUUCGACUACUUCCACCUGUCCGUCAUUUCUGUCUCCAUCCACGCCUCACUGGUUGCCUUACAUCAGCCGCUAAUCAGCUUUGCGCGGACAGGGAAGGGCUCCUGGCUGGGGAAGGGUUCUCCAGAGAGCGCGGGCGACCCGUCUGCCAUGUCCGUGGAGAACCUCGUGUUCGGCGCCGGCUACUGCAAGCCCGUCAUCUCCGAGGGAAGCUUCUACGUGCCAAGUGAAAACUGCCUGCAGAGAGCUCACACGCUGCACCGAAGGCUCUGUCGCCUCCUGCUGGUGGCACACGGGGGCCUGCACGCCUACUACAGCGCGCUGUUGAAGGAGAUCCCACAGCUCCAGCAAACGCCCCUGGACUCAGAGCUGCUGCCUGUAGAAGAAACACUUAACCAGCUGGCAAUAGAGUUACAGGUGCAGGAAGGCCACGAGAAGGUAGCAGACCAGAUCAGCAGGGACGUGAGCCAACUCUGCUCCCAGCUGGCUGCUCUGUGGAGCUGCUUCCUGAAGGCCGCCGUGCUCAACCCCCACAUCCUCUCUUAUCUGGCCCAGGAGCACCACACGCUCAGGGUCAGGAGGUUCUCCGAGGGAUAUUUCUUCACCGAACACCCCAAAGAGAUAUGUCUGACGUUUCAAGAGGAGCUAAUCAACAGACACGGCCAGGUGGCUGCCGAGGUGCGGAGCUCAGACUACCUGACCAAGAUGCCUCCUUUACCUGUUGAGUGCCUCGACAUUGAUGGAGACUGGAACAGCCUGCCCAUUAUCCUCGAGGACAGAUAUGUGGACUCUUCCCAGUCAGAGUGGCUUUCACAUGUGCCAGCGCUUGCAGCCACGGGCGAGCAGGCGAACCCAGAUUCUGCCGUGACCGCAACCAAUAGGAUUCUGACCAACAACCAGGGAGCCCAAUCACCAGCAAUGCCCCAGAAUCCUUCGGUCAUUGACGACUGCAUGGACCUGCCCACAUAUGUCUCUCUGAUAGCAGAGCAAAGUAAGACCCACGCUACCAUCAGCGGUACCCAGAGCCCAGUUCCUCCGGGGGGCAGCCACGCACUUCUUCAAGCAGAUACGGAAAACACGAAGGAGGGGAAUCCAGAACAAGCCCAGGAAGAGAGGAGUUCAGCUUGUGACGCAGAAACAGGUUUCUCUUCAACCAACGCUUCUGUUAUUGACUCGAAUAGGAGCAGUGAUGUGUCUCCUGCUCCUUGUGUAAGAGACAAUAUUAAACAAUGCGAUGCCACGAAUGAUGCAAGAGAGAGUCAUGACAACGAAGAAGAGUCUGACGUUGCAAUGCCGCUAAGCCGCUCCAUGGAUGACGAGAGCGAUGAUGCUCCUCCAAACCAUCUAGUGUCUGCCUAUGCACAUCCAGCCUUACCUUCCUUUCCCGGUGACCUCAGAAAAGACAUGGCUCACCGCGGAGGCCUGGCCGGCUCCAAGAUCAUGAAGCGCUCAUCCUCGGUAAUCUCCGAUUCGGGCAUCGAGAGCGAGCCCAGCUCAGUCACGUGGCCCCUGGAGUCGGCCGUGCGAGGCCGACCCCCUCUGGACUUCUCCAGCGAGCGGGAGAUCCCACAGCAGAUCGUGUGUCACCGACCGGUUCACCGCAGCUCCCUGGAGGGCCUGCGGAUGGAGAGCAAUGGAAGCCUUCCGAGUGGAGGCAUCCAGGCUUCGCUGACCUCUAUUAGCUCCCUGCCCUACGAGGAGGACCAGCAGCAGAGGCAGCUCAGCAAGCUCACCAAGUCAGUGUCUGCGCCGCAAAUAAGCAGUCCAGAGGACACCGAGGACGAUCACGUGCUGCUCGUUCAGGACGCAGAUGCUAAGAGUCUAAUUCAAGACCUGGAAGUGUCAGGUAAAAUCGACCGCUCCUCCGUGAACAGCAACUUGGAUUCAGAGCAAUCAGAGUCGUCGCUACCAGACACGAGUUCAAUGGCAGACCCCGGCUCUGAAAAGCCAACCCCUGCACUGUACCUGUCAGACACGCACAGAGCCAAGAUGGAGUUAAGUGGUGUGUCUGAAGUGUUGCUUUUACAAGACUUUGUAGAAACCGCUCAUGCGAAGCAAAGCGCUGUUAUUGGCAGCCAGGGGGAGAAUCCAAACCAUCAAACACACGUCGCUGGAGUAAGUGCGUCAGUUGAGGAUGUGCACCUUGUUGAGUCUGAAGCCUGUGGCUGUGGAAACAAACCAUGUGUGCAUGAAGGUGUUGGUGAUGAGGUCAGAGCUGCCAUUGGGGAUGGAUUCCAGCCUCAAGUCACUAGUGUUGAAGACCAACAGAUUGUGGAACCCUCCCAAACGGAGCUUCAGCCCUCAGACUGUACAGCCAACCCCAACACACCAAGACCCAGUGACCUCACAGGGCUGACAGGCAGUGACAUCACAUCCCCCUCUGACCCCAGUGGUGAGAAAGAGCUUCUAGACGGUCAGACCAAGCCUUCGAGGAUCCCCAACGUCGGCCUCGCCUUCAUGAAUAAGAAGAUGGUGGAGGUGGUGAACAUGUCGGUGUCCUGCGCCCCGACCUGUCUGCCGUUUUCCUCCGCUCUGAGAGAUUCCCCGUCCAUCGGUGGGAUGUCGGCUCGCCAGGCCGCCUCACCCAUUACCCAUCAACCCCUGGGCUCGUUUGGUAUCAUCUCCUCGUCGUCACUCAAUCCACUCAACAUGGACGACGAGACCAAUGAACGAAUGCUCAACUUCUUCAAAGCUAAAGGGGAACUAUUUAAGGAGCUGAACUUCCAGGCCAGCUUGUACAGUGACCUUUCUCUGCUGGCGUCAGACCUGCCCUACUUCCCCCCCGAGGCGGACGACGAGGAGUUCGAAGACGGCAUACACCUCGUGGUGUGCGUCCACGGGCUCGACGGAAACAGCGCAGAUCUGCGGCUGGUGAAGACCUUCAUUGAGUUGGGACUACCAGGGUCCAGGCUCGACUUCCUCAUGUCUGAGAGAAACCAGAGUGACACUUUUGCAGAUUUCGACUCCAUGACUGACAGGUUGCUGGAUGAGAUCAUCCAGCACAUCCAGCUGUACAAUCUCACCAUAGGGAGAAUCAGCUUCAUCGGCCACUCCCUGGGGAACGUCAUCAUCCGCUCGGUGCUGACGAGGCCCCGGUUCCGCUGCUAUCUGCCCAGGCUGCACACCUUCCUCUCGCUGUCGGGCCCACACUUGGGAACGCUGUACAACAACAGCGCUCUGGUCAGCACAGGUCUGUGGUUAAUGCAGAAGCUGAAGAAGUCGGGAUCUCUGCUGCAGCUCACCUUCAGAGAUCACGUUGAUCCACGGAAAACAUUCCUCUAUUUGCUAAGCCAGAAACCAGGACUCCAGUUCUUCAAGAACGUGGUGUUGGUGGCGUCUCCACAGGACCGCUAUGUUCCUUUCCACUCUGCCAGGAUAGAGAUGUGCAAAACCGCCCUCAGAGACAGAACCACAGGACCCGUGUACACCGAGAUGAUCAACAACCUCCUGCAGCCGCUCGUGGAGGCCAAGGAGUGCUGCCUCAUUCGCCAGAACGUGUUCCACGCGUUGCCCAACACGGCCAACACCCUGAUCGGCCGCGCCGCUCACAUCGCCGUCUUGGACUCGGAGCUUUUCCUGGAGAAGUUCUUCCUCGUGGCCGGACUGGACUACUUUAAGUAAAGGUGCUGAGUGCCGUGAGCCCGCGGCGACGGGACCCACUGCUCGUCCUCACCCGCACCUUGUACAGAACAGCAUCUGUGAGACAUGAGCCCGGGAGGCGAGACUUAGCUUUAUGGCAGGUUAUGAGCGUUAGUGGAUCACUGCAUUGAUACGGCUCUGGGUCUGACGUGUAGCUGUGCAAAACAAUACAAAACAUCUGACACCUUGAACGUCACUGACUGCUGGCCUUAUGAAUAACCCUUUCAGUCAGAACACUAACUGAUGCUAUUUGUGGUAUGAAGCAUUUAACUACUUCCCUUUAGUGCUGGGUUGGAGCCUUGAUCGAAUUCUGAAGGAUUCCACUGAUGAUAGUCAUACUGUACAGCAUCCUUAAAACCGAGGCAAUAUAUGCGCAGCAUUUAUCCCCUUGAUUGUACAUGAAGUAUUUUGUUGUACAAAACGCUGUUUCUUUAUACAGAAAUGAAUAUAUUGUUUAAAAUGAUUUAUUUUUAUCUGCUUAUGUAUCUACAGUGUGAGUAAUCCAUCUAAAUGUGAAAUUUAAUGUGUUGGAAUCAUAGAAACCAUCAAACGAUAUUUAUUUGAAUUAGACAGUGCAAAGCAGGUGGAAGUCUAGAAUUCUGUGUAAUAUAAAUAUUGGUUAAUGCCCCUAUCGGUCUGUCUGAUCACUAGUUAUUCAUUAUUAGUCUACACCAUGAUAAGCUGCCUCUGUCAAGGUCUCUCCACAUGCCCUCGGCAUGUAGUUCAUAGCUUGCGGAGCUCCCAUCUGAAUGUAGCUUUCACCACAGUUGCGGAAUCAAUCUGUCAAUCAACAAAUUAAAGUUAGGUGGGACUCAAUCCUAUGGACAGUCACGGCUGAUGAUGGUUACGCUGUAACUCUGUUAGUCAGACUGUUACUGUAUUUUAACCUUUUCCUGUUUGCGCUGCUUUGCUUAUACGCUGCAUAUAUUUUGCACAGCGUCCAAAACCCAAUGAAUAAAUUACCCCAAAUAAUUUAUAGUAGUUAGAAAAGGGUCUGUAACAUGUCACCCCACAAACAAAAAUAAAUGGAAUGAUGAUGGAGGUGAUGCUAGGUUACCAGGUAGUUUGCUGGACGUGCUAACAGUGGUAGCUUAUAUUAGAGCAUUAGAACAUGCAAUUUAAAUCCAGAAAGUGCUUAAUUACAUCAUGAAGAGCAUACAUUCACAGGGUUAAAAGACAUGAUCACAUAAAACUGGAUGUCCUAAAGCACUCUGAAAUUCACAAUUUCUCCACAAAUGCCAUAAAAUCAGGUUGUCGUCGCUUUUGUUUGGUAGGAAAGUGGACGAUUUAGCAAAAAUGCGAACCUACUGCCAAAACUGUCCCUCACACUACUGUCAUUUUGUGGAAACCUUGUUAAAUAUGGUGCAUUGUGACGGCGGGGAAGCGCCAUCGUAGCAGGUGCACAGGUUCUUUUGUUUUGUUUUCUGAACAACCUUAUGAUACAUUCAAGUGCAACCCAAGGGGUGGGAUUUUCCAGCAUACGUGUGAGGACUGUGAAACCAAAUAUAGUUUACAUUGGGACAUCACAGAACUGUUAUGACAACAGAUGUGCAUCUGUUGCAUAUGUAGUGACAUGUGUACAGACAGUUUGAUGGCAAGUGCACUUUACUGACAACCUUGAAUCCUCCGCUAGCUUUAUAUAACGCAUACAGCUACUUUUUCAUGUUAUAGUUCAUACAUGUGUUUGUUAUGUAGACACGAAGGCCCUGACCUCAGCUGUCCCCCUCAUCCAUUGAAGCGCUGUAUCGCCUCUGACCUUGCAAAGUGCUCUUUUCCUGCGUGAGAGCUCAGGUGAGCGCAGCGUUGCCGCGGGCGACUCCAAACGAACUUGGUCCUUUAGGAGGCAGAGAUCGUUCUCCAAAAGCCGCCAAUCGGUGCCGGCCGAGCGACCUGUAGUAGCUGUCAUGCAUCAUGCAUCGCCUCUCAAUCCUCCCCCCCAACACACACACACAGGAACAUAUGCUGUAUAUGGAUGAGGUGUUAUCUGUUCGUCUUUCGCCGCGGUGUGUUCAGGACCGCCUGUUCAUCCGAAAGGGUCAGCGUGAAUCGAUGGAGGGGAGAGGAGCGUGUGCGAUUGGUAGUUCUCGCUGCUUCACUGAAGGUCAGAAACAGUUGUAGGCGAUAAAUGGUUGUAAAUGUGUCACCUGUACUGUUGAUGUCGUGUCGCGUCAGGAAGAAAAAUAGGUUUUACUUACAUUAGAGUGAACUCCACUCAUGUGAAACAAUAGAAACAUAUCUUUGUAUACAUUAAUAUGAUGUCAUACCUGUGAGUGAAUUUCCAAGUGAUGCACCCUGUAGAUCCUUGCAAGUGCUGUCAAAAGUAGCUGACUUGAACCUUUUUGUAUUUGAUUGCCCUUUACUGUGCAGUUUGUGUGUGUGUGUGUGUGUGUGUGUGUGUGUGUGUGUGUGUGUGUGUGUGUGUGUGUGUGUGUGUGUGUGUGUGUGUGUCCACGGUUACAUCGGAGUGGGGCCCAAAAUCCUUUUUCUACCAAUGUGGGGCCCUUUGGCUGGGCUUAGAGCAAAGGUUAGACGUCUGCCUUUAUUUGUGAUGGUUAGGGUGAGGAACUAGGCAUUACAGUAUGUCAAUGGAGGGGCCCCACUUUUAUAGCACCGCAAGGCUGUGUUUGUGUGUGUGUGUGUGUGUGUGUGUGUGUGUGUGUGUGUGUGUGUGUGUGUGUGUGUGUGUGUGUGUGUGUGUGUGUGCGUGUGCGUGCGUGUGUGUCUGGAGGGUGGAUGAUUGCUUGUAAAAGCAUAUGUGUAAUCAUUGUCUUUUUAUCCCUUGUGUGUGUGAACUGAGUGUAAAGUCUGAGGAACGUAUCGAUUUCAUUCAUGAAUGUAAAGUACUACUUCAUCUGUGCCAAUACUACUAUAGUAUUUUUCUAUGUUGCUGACAGUAUUGUAUGUUCUCCUUAGUAGCUUGUGUUCUAUGUAAAAAUAUAAAUACAAAUAUAUAGAAAUAUAUAUGUAUAUAUACAUAGUAUAGUAUUAUUAUAACAUAUACGAAGCUACAAUAAAAAUGUUCCUUUUGCAUAAUUA
Molecule: messenger RNA, 9373 nt
Organism: Betta splendens (Siamese fighting fish)
Lineage: Eukaryota; Metazoa; Chordata; Actinopteri; Anabantiformes; Osphronemidae
Gene: fam135b
Product: family with sequence similarity 135 member B
Exons: 20
Coding region: 2237-6319 (1360 amino acids)
Source: RefSeq, a predicted model, not a curated record